Molecule: messenger RNA, 1907 nt
Organism: Lactuca sativa (garden lettuce)
Lineage: Eukaryota; Viridiplantae; Streptophyta; Magnoliopsida; Asterales; Asteraceae
Product: receptor-like cytoplasmic kinase 176
Biological process (GO): protein phosphorylation
Molecular function (GO): ATP binding; protein kinase activity
Source: RefSeq, a predicted model, not a curated record
CCAUUUCCCAGUAUUAAUUAAGAUCCGCCUACUUGGAUUACCAAAUUAAAUAAUCAACUUUCUUUUACAUUUGAAAAUGUAUAGACUUGUUUAAUUCUUGACUAUUGAUAUGUCUUUCAUGGACAAAGCAAGUUGCAGAGAAAAUUUAAUGGAGACAAGUCAACUCUCUUUGUCAUUGGCUUUCUUUUCUUCUGGAAAGGUUCUCGUGAAGCCAACCCGUUCACACCCACCACCUGUUUGAUAUAAUUCCACACUCAGUUCUUUUCACAAUCUCAAAACUGAUUCUUCAUCAAACAAAUUAAACCCCACACAGUCUCCCUCCUUGUCUUCUCAUUUACAGGCAAACCAGCGACUUAUAUAUUAUAUAUCAAAAGGGAAAACGAGGAGAUUGAAAUGAGUUCUUGUUUCUGUGUUUGGUCGAAAACAGAAAGCUCUGAACUUGACUGUAAAAAGGUUUUAUCCGCUGCAACAGUACUACAUAGCCCUCGGAGCCAAGCUGAGAUAUUAAAGUCACCAAAUUUGAAGUCGUUUAGUUUCAAUGUGCUUAGAACAUCCACCAGAAACUUCCGUCCUGAUAGUGUAUUGGGAGAAGGUGGUUUCGGUUUAGUUUUCAAGGGUUGGAUAGAUGAACACUCGCUUUCAGCUGCUAAGCCUGGAACUGGCACUGUUAUUGCUGUCAAACGAUUAAAUCAAGAAGGCCUUCAAGGUCACCAAGAAUGGUUGGCAGAAAUCAACUAUUUGGGGCAGCUACAUCAUCCAAAUCUUGUACAACUAAUCGGUUACUGCUUAGAGGAUGACCAAAGACUUCUUGUAUACGAGUUCAUGUCUCGAGGCAGCUUGGAAAACCAUCUUUUCAGAAGGAGUUCUUACUUUCAACCUCUCUCAUGGAACCUCCGAUUGAAGGUUGCUCUUGGUGCUGCGAAAGGGCUUGCAUACCUUCAUAGUCCAGAUGCAAAAGUGAUAUAUCGCGAUUUCAAAUGUUCCAAUAUCUUGAUUGAUUCUAACUACAACGCAAAACUUUCGGAUUUCGGGUUGGCAAAAGACGGGCCAAUCGAUGGGAAAAGUCAUGUGUCUACAAGGGUCAUGGGGACUUACGGAUAUGCAGCUCCAGAGUACAUGGCUACAGGUCACUUGACUGAGAGAAGCGAUAUCUACAGUUUUGGGGUGGUUCUUCUUGAAAUUUUGACGGGAAGACGAUGCAUAGACAAGAAUCGUCCAUCUAAUGAACAAAUACUCGUGGAUUUUGUUAAGCCUUAUUUGAUCAGCAAACGAAGGAUUCUUCAAAUCAUUGAUCAGCGGAUCGACGGUCAGUAUUCUUCGGAUGUUGCCAUGAGAGCUGCAAUUCUUGCAAUGAAGUGUCUUGCGAGAGAACCUAAGUACAGGCCGAGUGCUGCGGAGUUGGUGAAAACGUUGGAACACCUUCAGGAAUUGCAGAAAGCGUCGGAGAAUUGUAGAAAAGAAUCGGUUCGGAAACAGAUCGGCAACAAAAAUUCUGGUUGCCGGCGACCGGUGGCUUCUAAUGGAGGUAGGGUUUAAAAAAGGGAGUGCAUGCAGACUGCAGAGUCCUUGUAUAGUCGUUAACGUAUAACUUGGAAAGUGUAACAAAGAAGAACAAAUGAUGUAAAUAAUUUGAAUGUUUUUAGCUCUUGAAAUGGGGGGUUGGGGGUAAAGGCAUCCAUUAUCGUCUUUAAGAUCUUAAAUUUGAUUGUCACUGUUGUCACCGCCACCACCGUCCGCCACCAUAGUACUGCCGCUGGACUCAGGAUGUGCUUUUGGGCAUGAUGCCAGAGCAAGAUGCCAUUGAGAACGAGGGUUUCUAUUGUGCUGAAAUAUUUUUAGCAUCACUUAUCAAAUAUAUAUCUUUGAUCAAAGUUAUUAAAUUAAAAUUUUAAAGUUUGUUUAUAGAA